Necator americanus (New World hookworm) is the source of this 1086-nucleotide messenger RNA. RefSeq lists its product as uncharacterized. Gene Ontology annotation, cellular component: lysosome. The coding region runs from base 1 to 1086 and encodes 361 amino acids. The record is from RefSeq and is a predicted model, not a curated record. NCBI's taxonomy places the organism in Eukaryota, Metazoa, Nematoda, Chromadorea, Rhabditida, Ancylostomatidae. Gene Ontology annotation, molecular function: cysteine-type endopeptidase activity. The transcript has 11 exons.
AUGUUAAUUCUUAUUGCUCUGGUGGUGACGGCGUUGGCUCAACAGCCGCUUUCACUAAAGGAGUAUCUGGAACAGCCGAUACGAGAGGAGGCAGAGAAUCUUUCCGGAGAAGCGUUUGCGGAGUUUCUGAACAAACGACAAUCGUUUUUCACGGCUAAGUACACGCCAAAUGCUUUAAACAUUCUUAAAAUGCGUGUGAUGGAAUCGAGAUUCCUGGACAAUGAAGAAGGUGAAAUGCUAAAAGAGGAGGACAUGGAUUUCAGUGAAGAAAUUCCUGUUAGUUUUGAUGCUCGAGACAAAUGGCCCAAAUGCACCUCCAUAGGAUUUAUCCGUGAUCAAUCACACUGUGGUUCAUGCUGGGCAGUAUCGUCAGCAGAAACGAUGUCAGAUCGACUCUGCGUGCAAUCAAACGGUACAAUUAAGGUACUUCUAUCCGAUACGGACAUCCUUGCCUGUUGCCCGAAUUGUGGUGCUGGAUGUGGAGGAGGCCAUACAAUUCGAGCGUGGGAAUAUUUUAAGAACACAGGCGUUUGCACUGGCGGACUAUAUGGAACAAAGGAUUCCUGCAAACCAUACGCUUUCUAUCCAUGCAAAGACGAAAGUUACGGAAAGUGCCCCAAGGAUCCUUUUCCAACACCAAAAUGUCGAAAAAUUUGUCAGUAUAAAUACAAUAAGAAAUACGCCGACGACAAAUACUACGCGAAUUCCGCAUAUCGAAUUCCACAGAAUGAGACGUGGAUCAAAUUGGAGAUCAUGAGAAACGGGCCUGUGACAGCAUCAUUCAGGAUUUAUCCGGAUUUUGGGUUUUACGAAAAAGGAGUUUAUGUGACUUCAGGCGGAAGGGAACUAGGUGGGCACGCGAUUAAAAUCAUUGGAUGGGGAACGGAAAAAGUAAACGGAACUGACCUACCUUACUGGUUGAUUGCUAACUCUUGGGGUACUGACUGGGGAGAGAAUAACGGCUACUUCCGCAUACUUCGCGGACAAAAUCACUGCCAAAUAGAACAGAAAGUUAUCGCCGGCAUGAUAAAAGUACCACAACCGAAAUCCGCCGGUCCACCACUUCAACCCAAUCCUUCAAGCUGA